Microbotryum saponariae is the source of this 2278-nucleotide messenger RNA. The record is from the annotation of a GenBank genome assembly. NCBI's taxonomy places the organism in Eukaryota, Fungi, Basidiomycota, Microbotryomycetes, Microbotryales, Microbotryaceae.
AUGCCUCUGUACAGCGAGCAGAGGCCCAUCAGGGUCACCAUCGUCGGUGGUGGUAUCAGUGGUCAGUCUCGCAGCUCGCACAACUGAGUCGCUCUGCGCUCGUGGUGCACCACCACGCGCGGGCUACGGCCGAAGCCUGCGAACAUCGCACUCGGCUCCUCGUGGAACGGUUCGUUUCGUUCGAAUGGGGGUCUCACCCUGUUUGACCGUUCUCAGGUAUCGCUCAAGCGAUCCGAAUCAAGGAGCGACUUGGCAACAAGGCCAAGAUUACAGUGAGUUUCAGACAGCCGGUGGCAACGAGCCAGUUCGGGUUUCAGGAGGCCCCAUCGCGCGCUCGGACCACGUCUCCACUUCGAUUGACCAACCCUGGGCUUUGCGGACGUUUCAGGUGCUCGAAAAAGCCGGUUCAGCAGGUGGAAUCUGGCGUGAUUCCAAAUGGCCUGGAGCAGGUGGGUUCCCGAAAGCCAUCCCGAUUUCCAACCUCUAGGAGCUGACGGGCUCUAUGGUUUUAUGCCCAUAUGCAUUGGCUCACAAGGCGUCGACGUCCCUAUUCAUCUUUACUCGCUUUAUUCGGAUCUGAAACAUGAUUGGACAAAGUUGUAUGCGGAACAACCCGAGGUGUUGGCUUAUUGGUUGGGUUUGAUUGAGAAACAUAGUUAGUCGUCACCCAUCGCCCGUAAAAUCGGAACAGAGCUGAGCUUCCCCCUGCUCUCCCUCUCAGGCCUCAACGACUCCUUCUCCUACAACUCCGAAUUCGUCGGCUCAACUUGGUCCCACUCCUCCCAAUCACACACCCUCGAAGUACGCGAUACUCAAUCAAAACAAAUUUGGUCCUUUGAAACCGACGUCUUGAUUGGUGCCAAUGGACCCCUUUCCACACCUUUGAUCCCCAAGAUUCCGGGUUUGGACAAGUUCAAGGGCCACUAUUUCCAUAAUUUGAGGUGGGAUGAGGGGUACGGUUUUGAGGGGAAGAAGAUUGCUGUGGUGGGGAGUGGGAGUUCGGCGAUUCAGUUCAUUGUAAGUCGUCUCACGUAGCCCACAGUGCAUCGGAUCGAAUUGUCUGAGCAUCUCCUGUGUCGUGUGCAACAGCCCGGUCUUGCCGCCCUGCCCGGUGCCCACCUCACACAGUUCAUCCGUUCGGGAGGUUACUUCGUUCCCAAGAUCAACACCCCGUAUUCACACCUCGUCCAACUCGCCUUCCGCUGGAUCCCCGGCUUCCAACGUCUCUACCGCUUCAACCUCUUCCUCGAAUCCAACGACCGUUGGCGCGCCCGUAACGAAGAAGCCGUUCGCCCCACCCCGACCGAAACGUCCUUGAUCAAGUACCUGGCCGAUACCGCACCAGCGAAAUAUUUCGAAGUGCUCAAACCGGAUUAUCCUUUUGGGUGCAAACGACCGGCGUUCGAUCAUGGCUGGUUGAAGAGUUUGCAUAGGGAGAAUGUCGAAUUGGUCAAUUCGCAUAUCGUCGAGUUUGAUGAGCGGGGCAUAAAGACCCAGGAUGGAAGAUAUUUCGAGGCGGAUGUGGUCAUUUUCGCGACGGGGAGUAAUGUCGCUGAACAUGGAGUUGGGAUCAAUCUCGGGGUCAAAGGAGAGGAAGGGAAGACUUUGAACGAGUAUUGGAAGGAGAUUGGUGGACCUCAGGCUUAUCUGGGAGUUGCCGUACCUGGCGUGAGUUUCUGAAGCACAGCUUUCAUUCAUUCUGCGCAGUCGAUUAAGCUCCGUCCCCCGGUUUUCUUCCCAGUACCCCAACCUUUUCAACGUCAUCGGACCCAACGCCAUCGCCGGAUCAUGGGGUUACACCAUCGGCACCAUGACCGAAUUCAUUUCCCGCCUCGUAUCCACCCUCGUCGAAAACGAUCUCACUUCUUUACAACCCACCAUAACCGCUUUUCGAGCGCACAACCUCGAGAUGAGGUCCAAAUUGGCAACUUCGACGAUGAACUCGCAGUUGUGUUCGAAUUGGUGGAGGGUUGGGGGGAAGGGACUGAUCACGGUACCGAAUUGGCAAACGGGCUUUGGGCUUGCGGCGUCGGUUCGUAAGAUCAAAUGGGAUGAUUGGGUCGCCGUUGAAAGGAUCUCUCCUGUCGAGGCUGCCGAUGCCAAACAAGCUAUUGGGGAAGUUCGACCGGUCGACGUCAAGAAGCGCUUCUGGUUCAAGACCGCUCGCAAGAGCGUCGAGGUAGGCGUUAUCUUGACGGCUGUGGUCGCGGUGUUGAGGUCUCAGGGGUGGUCGGACAAGUUGUUCGAUGCUGCACGCGCUUUGUUUGUUCGAGCUUAG